AUGUCAACAACAGAGAACACAACAACUGCUAUCGUUCAUGAAGCCAUAAAUGAAGAAUACGAGUACAUACAAUAUAACAAACAACUCCGUCUCAUUCGUUCGGUCAAAGAUGACAUGUACCAAAUGCAAAGUAUUUUGAAUGCUCUUCGUUCUACAAAGCAAGCAUAUCAUUGGUUUGAAAACCAACAGACAAAAGAACUUUUAGAAGAAUUUCCUCAUAUGUUUGCGACCCUCGAAAAACCGAGGAACGAGAUUCCGUACGAAAAUCGUAAAAUUUGCCAAAUAGUUUGA
This is a messenger RNA of Trichomonas vaginalis G3, 291 nucleotides long. Its product is annotated as KilA, N-terminal/APSES-type HTH, DNA-binding family. Bases 1 to 291 code for a protein of 96 amino acids. The record is from RefSeq and is a predicted model, not a curated record. The transcript has a single exon. Lineage: Eukaryota; Parabasalia; Trichomonadida; Trichomonadidae.